Schistosoma spindalis is the source of this 5043-nucleotide messenger RNA. NCBI's taxonomy places the organism in Eukaryota, Metazoa, Platyhelminthes, Trematoda, Strigeidida, Schistosomatidae. The record is from the annotation of a GenBank genome assembly.
AUCGAAGCAAGGUCGCUUAACCAACUAUAGCCUCUUGGCGGGUUUUCGAGUUAUCUAUAUUACUAAACUAGAUAUGUCUGUACUGAGCGACACUUUGCAUGCUGCAAAUGGGAACGAAGAAACAGUAUCGAAGGUAGAUAUGUGUCCUCGCAGACUUUCAAGAGUUUCGCGCUUGAGGGAUAUGUUCCAAACCGGUGUUGUAAAGCCAAUCGACGAUAAUGAAGAUGGGUUUGAUGUAGAAAGCUCAGUAUUUUCAGCAUACACCUGCCCUGAUUUUGAAAGGUUUCCAAGAGCCUUUCCGGGGUCCCCACCUAUGAAAACUCUGCGCAAUCAUCGAAUAAGUCUAAAUAAGAAUGAAUCGACUCAGCAUAAUAUUACGUCAUCCAGAUCAGUUGAUGGAGGCUUCUCUAUACCGGAAUCACUUUCUCCCAUUAAAUCUCCACCCACAAGACCUCCUAAGCCUCGUCAUAUAUCUUUGUCGAAACCUGCUGUUCUUGAAGAGGUGAAACUAAAACCGAUUUCUUCAAAAAUCACUACCGAAAACGCAUCUCGUAAUAGCGUUACAGAACCGGUGGAAAUUUAUAGCCAUUCGAUUACUAACGCUGUUAAUAGCAUAGAUAAUCAACCGUCGACAGUCAAAGUAAAUGGAAGUUCGUCAAAUUCAACUACCAUUCGAAAUUCAACUCCUGUCACUAUUAUCAAAGCAGGACCGCAACAAACAUCCAAAGAUCCUGUUGAAUGUUUUUCUUAUGCUUCCAUAACUCCUUUAUAUUCGUCUAACAAGAUUGAGAAGGCGACUGAAAAUGAUGUAAAUAAUACUAUUAAUAAUGAUGCUCAUCACCAAUCCUACGAAACAGCCAUUCAACCCUCCGAAAAUUUAAAUUCACAAUCAACUCAUUCCAUAUGCAAUUCUUCUGUUGAUCAUCAAUGUACAAUAUCAAAUUCUUCGGAUAUCCAGGAUUUUGUAAUUCGACCUGAAGCAUUUCACAAGUCUCAAUUUCCCGAAAUUGUAUGUAAAGAUAACAUUGAUGAUCUUCCUGUACUACAACAUGCUGAACCUGUUGCAGUUAAUGCUGAAGAUGAUGAUGAUGGUUUAGAUGAAAAAAUUGACAAUACUGAAAACUCUUUUGAAAUUGUUAUUAGUUCAUCUCAGUGUAACACAUCAUUUAAUCCACUGAUCACUUUACCUGUUCCGAAAGGAUUGAAUGUUGUGGCAGUUGAUGACGAUGGAGUUCAUAUUUUUGAAGAUGGUAAUUUUCUGUACGCUCUUCCUGGCUUAACUGAUAAGUAUUCAGAUGAUUCAGAUUUUUAUGACUCACGUGAGGAUGUUACCAAUAUUUCCGACUUAAUAUCUCCUUCAUAUACCGCUGAACAAGUAAACGAUGAAGAAAACGUUAAAACAAAUAUGGACAAAAUCCUUUCAGUAUCUUCAUCAUCUAAUUCACCAAAAUCAAUAACUACAAGGAAGUUAGUCAACAAACGUUCAGGUAGCAGUGAUAGUCUAGUCAAACAACCGAGAGUUCGAUUUAGUUCUGAGCCAAUCUUGGUGUUCAGUACUCAUUCUACUACAGAUUAUAAUCGUAGAAAUGAAGAAAUAGAUCCAUUGUCUGCUUCAGCAGAAUAUGAAUUAGAAAAACAUCUUGAAGAUAUGGAUAUGUUUGAAAUCGAUUUCCGUAAAGGUAUAAAUGGUCUCGGUAUUAGCAUAGUUGGUUCCGGUGUUGAUACUUCAUCUGGUGAACAGAAAUUAAGCAUAUUCAUUAAAUCACUUACUCCUGGAGGUGCUGCAGAGGCUGAUGGUCGUAUUCAAGUGUACGAUCAAAUUGUUCAAGUAGAUGGCCAUAGUUUGGUUGGUGUCUCUCAACAAUUCGCAGCUCAAGUACUCCAAAAUACUGGGGAAAUCAUUCAUUUUGUUCUAGCCAGAGAAAAAGAUCCACCUAAUUCCCGUAUAGCAAAGAUAUUAACAGAAAAACAACAAGAGGAAGACGAGGAGAAUAAUAAGGAGGGAGAGGAAAAGGCGGUUGAGAAAGAGUCAAAGUUGAUUAAUAAUUCAUCUGAUAAAUAUCAAGAGGUCGUGUCUACUCAAACCGAUAAUCCUGUAAACUUAUCAGGUGGAGAUUCUACUGAAGCUUUACAUAAUUUGAUUGCUGUAGCUACACGAUCAUUGAAAGAAGCUAAACAAUGGAACAAGGAUGAUGAUGAGGAGGAGGAGGAGGACGAGGAUGUGAUAGCUGUUGAUGAAAGUAGUGUAGAUUAUGAUAUGGAAUAUCUUAAUGUUAAUAAUAAUGAUACAAACGAUUCAUCACCUGUAAACAGUCUUUUUCAACAGUUUAGAAAAUCUUCAAAUGGUAGUGAUAAUGUAAAAUCAUUAAAUGGUUAUUCCACUGGCUUAAAUUAUCAACAUUCUAGCCCUCGAUCAGCAUUAAAAGGUACAGCAACUGCAGCAUCGACUCGUCGACGUAAUGAAGCUAUCAUGGAGUAUAUUCGUCAAGCUGUACUUAUCCAAGAUAAUGUAUAUUUACCAACUGAUCUAAUUAAUAAAAAUGACUAUACUAAUAAAAGUCAAAAUUCAGAUACAACUAUAGACAGUGUUAGUACAGUGUCUUGGGCACUAGCUAGUGAAUUGCAUGAUCAUAGAAUUCAACUACGAAAAUUCCAAUCACGUGUUCGAAAUCUAGAACAACGUUUGACUGCUCAAGAAGCUGCAGCGGAUGAAGCGAUAGAAAGACUUUGCCUACGUUGUCGUCAUUUGGAAUUAGAGCUUAAACAAUCACAACAAAAAUGUUCACAACUAAUCAUGUCACCAAAACAGCAGAAUGUCUCGAACUCUAAUAACUAUUCUCCGGGGGCUAAUAACUUAUGUAAUCCAAUAUAUCAUUCGUCACUAUUGAAUGCCUCAACGUACAAAGAUGAUGAUGGAGUGGUGGUGUCUGGAGAAAAUCCCGAUGUUGUAUUGGAGAAAUGUUUUGGUUUAACUGACACUGAUGAAUCUAUAGUUUCAAUUCCAAAUCGUGUUAGUCCCAAGGCGUCAGUAUAUGGACCUUAUUCUUCUGAUGAUCAAGAUAAAGUUAAAGUGAAUGGUUCUACUGUUAACCCUGUGAAUGUUGUACAUGACUGUUAUUCAACUACCGUAGAAGUACCAUUAUUUGUUAGACAAGUGGAAGAUCGAACUCGAAUUGUUAGUUCGGGUGGUUUAGCUCGUCGACGUCCACCUACAAAAAUUGUUACGUCUGUAUACUUACACAUAAAUUCACCGUUCUCCUCAUUGCAUGGACCCUUUGCUACUUCUUUAACUGAACCUCAAGUACCAUCGGUCACAAAUCCUUUUAAUUCUAAAAACCAUGAUUCUUGCUUGAAUAAAUCAUCAAAUGUUAUAUCUAAUACAUCUCAACCUCCACGUCCCGUUCCUCCACAUUCAUUUAUGUUCCAUCGUUCCUCUUCAAAUGAAAAACAAACUUCUUCAUGUCAGUCGAAAUUAACAUCUAGCAGUUUUGUAGAUUCAAAAGCCAGUUCAACACAAAUGGCACCUUCACGUAAACCAGUAGGUGGUUAUCAACUACCAGGACUUUCAGAUAAUUCGUUUUCCAAUGUUCUCCGACGUACUAAUAUUUGUACAGAUCUGUCAAAAUCUUUAAAUUCACAAGAAUCCGAACCCUAAACACUUCCUUCAUUUAUUUAAAGAUUGUUGGUAAUAACUUCUUCCAGUCAUUAAAGAAGACUUCAAAAGUGUACUUAUCUAAUGUGCGAAUGGAUAAAAAAUAUUAUCUAAAUUAAAUUAUGUUUUUAGGUAAUCCUUUCUCUUUUCUACCAUUAUUAUUCACUUUUUGUAAAGUCGAUCAAACCUUUUUUAAAAAUAAAACCCAAUACUACCAUGCAAAUCCUAAUUAUAAAAAUUCUUAUUUUAAUUAUGAAUAUACUAAUGUUACCACUCUUUACAAUGAUAAUUUCAAUCAGUCAGGGAACAAUUUAGUAAUGGUUAUAAAGUUAACAUAAAAUUUGUAUAUUUUCAUAUUUUAUUACAUAAUUGUAUUGUUAUUGUCACUAUCAUUACUAUUACUGCUACUACUUCUAUUAACAUCUAUAAGUUAGAAAAUAUACAUCAGUUGGUUUUGUUCUCUUCUAACAAUACACUGAUUAGUUAUUUCUCAAUGCUUCUGUUAUAUUAUUUUCGAGUCAUCUCAUGUGAAGUGUUUUCCUCUUUUUUUGUUAGUAUUAUUAUAUAACGCAUUUAACUAAACGCUGAAAGGUUCACUUACUGAAGUUCUUUUGUUAAACAUUUUGUUAACUGACUAAAGACAAGUGAUGAUGGGUUUUUUUCCUCGAUUUAUUAUUGUCACAAUUUUCUUUGUCACUGUUACUCUCUCUUCCUCUUUUUAUACAGUUUCAAUGGUAGUAUACGUUUAUUUUGGAAAUACCGUUUUUUAUUGUGUACGUUGAGAUCGCGCUUAUAUCAUGGGCUUCAAUGUAUUUCUGUAUAAUUAAAAAAAAAGUAUUUUUCAGUUAGACAGUUUCUCACAUUGGCAUAGAUUAACCGAUUUAAUCGAAUAAGUUGCAAAAGACGUAAAGAUCUUCCUUAUUUGACACUUCAUGAUUUCAUUAACAUCUUGACCACAAAAAUCCUUGUUCAGUCGAUUUAAAAUAUUAUUAAAGUUGAUAUCAAGUUUUGUAACUGUCUCAACUGUAAGCAUCAAUCUAUGUUGUUGAGGAACUAUGGGGCAAUUAGUUUUCUUGUCGUUUAUUGGAUAAAUCACCUUUAUUCAGCCCCUAAAUCAUUGGGUAUAUUGUUAAUCUUCACACUGUUGAGAAAUGUAAGUAAUAGCAAUAAACCUGAGUCCUGAUUUCAAACAUGGAGGUUUUAGCAAUAUAUGGUAUUUUUGUUAGAAACACUGGAAUCCGAUUUGCUCAGUGUAUUUUCCAAAAGUCAAAUAACUUCUAAUGUGAACAGCUCCGAAAUUCCGGGAACAAGAUUACCGUCUGUUUGUUCAGUAGAAAGUGGUACUAAAAAAAUAAUAAUCUGAUUCUAUAAAUAAAUAUCUUUAAUUAAUA